AUGAAGAAAAUAGUCUUAAAAGUGGUUAAACAGUGUUGCGGUACAGACGGUGUCGAACCCUCGUAUAUCAAAGAGGAGGUUUUGCCACACUUUUUCCGCCACUUCUGGAACCAUCGGAUGGCACUCGACCGCAGAAACUACCGACAAUUGGUGGACACGACUGUAGAGAUCGCCAACAAAGUGGAAGCGGCGGAAAUCAUUCACCGAAUAGUGGAUGACUUGAAGGACGAGAACGAGGCGUACCGUAAAAUGGUUAUGGAGACCAUCGAGAAGAUUAUGUCCAAUUUAGGCGCCGCUCAGAUCGACUCACGACUCGAGGAACAGCUUAUCGACGGAAUUCUAUACGCAUUUCAGGAACAGACGACCGAAGACUUGGUUAUGUUGAAUGGUUUCGAUUCGCACGCAUAG
Molecule: messenger RNA, 408 nt
Organism: Medioppia subpectinata
Lineage: Eukaryota; Metazoa; Arthropoda; Arachnida; Sarcoptiformes; Oppiidae
Source: the annotation of a GenBank genome assembly